Molecule: messenger RNA, 1281 nt
Organism: Wickerhamiella sorbophila
Lineage: Eukaryota; Fungi; Ascomycota; Dipodascomycetes; Dipodascales; Trichomonascaceae
Product: Ceramide glucosyltransferase
Exons: 1
Coding region: 1-1281 (426 amino acids)
Biological process (GO): glucosylceramide biosynthetic process
Cellular component (GO): membrane
Molecular function (GO): ceramide glucosyltransferase activity
Source: RefSeq, a predicted model, not a curated record
AUGGCGCUGAAUACGUGGACAGCCACUUGUGCUGUGUUUUUUACAUGGUAUACGUUUGUGGUAUUCAUUAGUCUUCUCGGCGUUUGGGGUAUUUACCAGCGAACAAAACGUGUCGAAAGUUUGGGAAAAGCGUCCGAGAUCGAGGGUGAUCCGAUACCUGUGACCAUUCUUAGACCCCUGAAGGGAAUUGACCCCCUCUUAUAUGACUGUCUGAGAUCAUCUUUCGUUCAGUCAUACCCGUUCGAGCUCAUUUUUUGUCUUGCUUCUGCAGAUGAUCCGGCGUACCAGGUUGUUCAACAACUGCUAGCCGAGUUCCCGAAUACUGACGCGAAGGUUCUUGUGGGCGACGAAAGCUAUGGUCCUAAUCCUAAAGUCAACAAUCUAACAAAGGGGUUCAAGGCAGCAAAACACGACUUACUUUGGGUGCUGGACUCCAAUGUUUGGGUUUCUCCGAACACGCUUGGCCGGGCUGUCCGUCAUUUCGCUGACCCAAAAGUUGGAUUGGUCCACCAUGUUCCUAUUGCUGUUGCAUUGGGCCACGGCUCGGGGUCUAGACUCGAGGAAAUGUACCUUCUCACAUCGCACUCCAAGUUUUACACUGGCAUCAACGAGCUAGGCAUUGCCCCCUGCGUCACUGGAAAAUCUAACCUCUAUCGUCGAUCUGACUUGGAUAGAGCUACGAGCUCGCUGUUUGGCGAGGGCAUGCAAAAGUUCGCGCUGUAUAUUUCUGAGGACCAUCUUAUUGCUGAAGCACUCUGGUCCACCGGCCUCAGAACCCGUUUAGCGAACGAACAAGCAAUUCAACCGAUAGCAGACGCGACUGCUCAGGCAUAUAUCGACCGAAGAGUCCGAUGGAUUCGCGUGCGUAAACACAUGGUUGUGGCGGCCACUCUAGUUGAGCCCACUACCGAAGUACUGCUAUCGGGACUUAUUGGGGCCUGGACGGCAGGCAACCUUUGGUUCGGCGGAUUCUCAUGGCUCUGGCUAGUCAUUCAUGUCAUUCUGUGGUGUUCGAUAGACUAUCUCAACUUCCACAACUUUACUUGUUUCGCAAACAUCUCAGGCCAGAACCGCCCCUUCUUUACCCGACAGUACUUUAGUCCUGAUCACUCCAUGUGCGGCAAACCUCGCAAAUUGACUGACUGGCUGCCAACAUGGGUCGGCCGUGAGUUGUUGGCUUUGCCGAUCUGGAUAAAGUCCAUGUGCGGCUCCCGGAUCGAGUGGCGGAAUCGGCCUUUCAAAAUCAGACGUGAUCUAGUCGCAGAAGAGAUCACAAACUAG